Onthophagus taurus is the source of this 4363-nucleotide messenger RNA. It is a transcript of the gene cmb, whose product is annotated as combover. The record is from RefSeq and is a predicted model, not a curated record. Gene Ontology annotation, biological process: microtubule anchoring at centrosome; non-motile cilium assembly; protein localization to centrosome. NCBI's taxonomy places the organism in Eukaryota, Metazoa, Arthropoda, Insecta, Coleoptera, Scarabaeidae. Gene Ontology annotation, cellular component: centriolar satellite; ciliary basal body; centrosome.
UUAAAAUUAUCGAAAAAAACUUAAAGAGAAUGUUGUUUCCGCUUAAAUAUAAAUCGAUGUAUUAAUGUGUUAAGUAGUGAUUAGUUUUGGUUGUAAUUAUAGGUUCGUGCGUGGUGUUUUAAACGUUUUUAAAAGUUAAAGAAACUUGCAAUGUCUGACGACAGACGUAAACUUUAUUCGAAAAAGGGAACCGGGACCGUUCCUAAAAUAAAAUAUGCUAAAAAUACCAUACAUAGUCAAGAGCAAGAUCCGAAUUUGUUGUCGAACAACCUGGGCAGAGAUUCGUAUGUCGUGAACCGGACAAGACACUUUGGGAACUCGGAGCGAUCGCCGGGGAGUUCUUUUCACAUCAUGGACCACACUCUCGAGGAGCAAAAUUCUUUGCAGCAGCCGAUUGAUUCAAAAGGCGAUUCAAGACGUAAUUCAACGGAAACGAUUACAAAGUGCGAUAACAUCACUAAAUAUCCCGAUAAAAAGCAAAUCGAAGACAAAUUAAACCAAAUUAGGGAGUGCUUAAACAUUACUUCUUCGAUCGUUUCAAAUAUGAAAAAUUCCGAUGACCAUCAUCAGUACGAUCAAAUCGAAAAAGAAGAAAUCGAAAAGACUUAUAACGAUCUAAAAGAUAGCGAAAAUAAAUUGAGUAAAAUGUUGUCUGAUAUUGAGGAAUUUGAAAAUAGCGAUAAUCAAGGUGAUCGUUUAAAGUCGAUUGAAAAUGGAAUUGAUACCGUACAAGAGCAAAUCAUGCGAUUACCGAAGAAUCAAAUUGAAAAAAAGGUCGAACAAACCAACCACCAAUUAGAACUGCUCCUCGAACAAGAAAAUCUCCUCUUAACGCUCCAACAAAAAGCCGAAAAUCAACUUCGUGAGGCUCGAUUAGCACAGCAAAAAUUAAUUUCGCACCAAAAUUACGACGUUGAUUCUUCCUCCGAAAACGCAAGCAGCAAAAAGGGGAACCAAGAUAUUCGGGAAUUAGAGGAGCGUUGGAAUGCGUUGAGAUUGGAGCCAUCGACUUCGAAUAAUUUAACGGAGAAUUUGCAAAAUCAAGUUGAGGUUUUACAACAUAAAGUGGGGCAAUUACGGGAUACUAACGAUAAUCGGACCCAUUUAAUACAAAUGCUGGAUAAACGCGAUGUUCAAUUACAAAACGAACACGCGGAGUUGCAAGGAAAACUUUGGGAGUUACAAAAUAAAAAGAGACAAGUCGACCAAUUAGUAUCGCAGUUGCAAACGAUGAAUGACGAAUCAGAAGAGGAUGACAUGGGGAGUCAAGUGAGAAAAAUUGUUGUCAUGAAGGAACAAUUAUCGAAAUUAAAAGAUAUGUUAGAGGUGGUUAAAAACUCUGAGUUAAACUUUAACGAAUCCGAUAACGAAAUUAAUGAAAUUGUAACAACCUCGAAAUCACACAAUUUAAUCCAACGCAAUCAAUUAGAUGAUAACCCGACCCGAUCAAACCCGUCAAACGAACAAAAACUCAAAGACAAACAAGUUAACAAAAAAACAAUGAACGCCCAAGAAAAAGAACGAUUAAAACUCCAAGGGGAAUUACAAGCGAAAAAACGCGAACUCGAGGAAUUAAUGUGCAAACACAAAGCUGCAUCAUCUAACCUAAAUCAAGACGUUCAAUGCGAAUAUAAACCCGAUAUGGCAACGAUUAAUAACACGUUUGAAGCGGCGGCUUUUUAUAGGAUGUAUCCAACCACCCCGAAAAGUGGGGCUUACUCAAGUGAUGAAGCCGAAGAAGAAGGGGACGCUAACGAAUACUCAGAUGAAAAUGUAAAUUCAGACGUGGCAAGUAACCCGGUACCUUCAGCAAUGAUCCCAAUUGAAGUUACAACGAUCGAUGAUUACUUAAAAAAUCAACAACAAGCGAGGCAAUUCCUUUUUUGCCCCGAACGAGCUUCCGAAACUAGGGCCUCCUCGAGAACUGCCGACAAUAACAGCGGGAUACAACCGAUUUCGAACACCACCGGAUUACCAAAGCAACGAAUUCGAAGUAACAGCGAAAGAGAUUCCCAAAAUAAAACUCAAACUCAAAAACAAUUAGAGUUAAUUCGAAGCGUUUGCGAUUCGAUGUUGGAGCAACAAAAUUUGAUUACGAAGCAACCAAGGCGGUCUUUACAAAACGUUAGGAAUAAUUUAACUCCUUCUCCGUUGUAUUCGGAACCGCGUCGGGAAUUUUCGUCGUCACCGAACCCGAUGAACGCGUUAAAUGUGGUUAAUAACGCCCCGAGUGGUUCGUCGAAUCAAACGGGAGGGUUUGAUAAUAUUUUUAACGCGGCGAAUUCUUUACCUCCGAAUUUUAAUCUCGAUCCUAAUUCGAAUUAUCAAAAUUGGAUCGCAACCAACACUUUGCAAACGCAAGCUUAUAUGUUGAAUACGUUGAAUCAAUGUUGCCAAAUGUUGUGGUUACAACAAAAAGAAAUUGCAACUUUGAGAAGUAAUGUUAUGAUGAUGCAAGAAAAGUUAUCUUUCGAACACCAAUCGAAUCCUCUCCCUCCUCCACCCCCACUUUAUUCGAAUGGAAUUCCCCCGAAAUUGAAUCACCAACAACAACAACAACAAGUAUCUUCAGCGACUUCCCUCCCAAAUUUAAAUCAUCCGAUGCAUGUUACUACUAAUCUUGAGUACGCCGCUCACCAUAAUAACUUGCAUAAUGCGCGUAUUUUAGAGAAUGCCGCUGUUUUGAAUAACCAUAGUAUUCAUCAUCAAGGGGGGCAACCUCCGUUACCGUCGCAAAUUUGGAACGGACCAGCUCUUAAUAAUCAGGUUGCCCCCGGUAAUCGAGCCAAUAAUUAUUGGGACAAUUUUCGAAGUUAUUCCCGCCAAAACCUUUUAUCAACAAAAAGUAACGAAGGUCUUCAAAACGCAUCAUCACACCAACAACCGCUCUCAAACGAUCGCCUUAACAACUCGAUUGAUGGCACCGCUUUCGUUUAUCCUUUUUCAACUUCGAGUGGUACCACAACACAAAAACGCAACACUAUUUUUCAACAAGACACCGCGGUAAGUUCGGUGGAAAAUACUCCGAGAAGAAGAUUAACGGAAAAUGAACCGGAACAAUCGAUUUCAAGCGACAAAUCGAACGAAAAUGCGAUGGUACCGGAAGUUGUUACACAAUCGAAUGUGGAGGAACAACAAGAAAUCGAGAAACCACCCCAAAUUAGAAAUAAUAGAAACGAAUGGACUACGAGUGAUGAAGCGACGAGUACGACGCAAAAAUCGAAAUUAUUUGAGGAAUUAAGGGAGAAUGUUUAUAAAGAGGUGGCAUCAUUGAUUUCGGCCAAUCAAGGGCGCCCCCAUUUUUUGUUACAAUUAUUUAGAGACUUACAAUUAAUUAGUUCCGAUCCGUUAAGGAGACAAACGUUGCAAAGUAUACAAAGUUUAGUUUCAAAUUCUUUGGUUACUUCAAAUAGCGCAACUGAUAGUUUACGACAGGUUAGUCACGAUGAAAGUUUGGAAAAUGACGCCUUGGAAAGUCAAUCUCAAUCGUAUUUUAUUUUACCAUCGUUUGGAAAUCACUUGAAUGAAAAUAAUUUGGAUCCGGAUUGCCCAACUUAUUUAUCCGACGUCUUAACGUUUUUAAAUCUCCACAGUGAGGAAGUUCUUCAACAAAACCUUUUAGAUUAUCUUAAGGAGCUUUUAAUCGAAUCGACUUUUUCGUCGGUUUUUACAAACUCCUCAAACAAUCCUAAAGAUAGCAUCAUUCAUAAACAUUUUGCUUGCUUAGUGGCCGGAGCUUUCGAACAGUUUAAAGGAAAAAAAGUGCAAGAAGUACGUUUAGAUAUUUUGCAAACAAUCGAAGAAUUAUUAAGGGGUGAAAUAUCAUUAAUUCGUUUGAUGCGAGAUAGUAUUUCCGAGGCAAACGAGCUUUCCAUUAAUGACCAACCAUUAAGUCAAACUUACCCCUUUAAUUUGCAAUCGGAGUUAUCAUCAACAACUACCGACACUCUCCAACAACAACAACCGAUAAUACAAAACGGGGAUUUAGCCGAAGCCGAUCAAAGCAGGAUGGAUAUCGAGGAGGAAGAAGAAGAAGGCGCAAUAGGCGGCAUUUUAUGCCCUUUAAACGAAACCGCAAACGAUCAAGGCGUAGAAGAAUUAGUUGACACAUCAAAUUUGGAUUUUACAAACGUCGUCGAAGCCGAAUUAGUCGAGCACGGUUUAGAUCAAGUUCCGACAAGACUCAGUAGCGCGCAUUGUAGAUCAAAAAUAAACACUUCCAGGGAUCGUUCAAAUUCGUCUAGGAGCGAUACGGAACAAAUCUAGGAUUUGAAAGGUUCCCGAUUUCUCAUUAUUUAUUAUCAUCGAUACGAUGUAACAACAAUUUUAAAAUUAGGUAUAGGAUGUGUAUUAAUUAUUAUCU